UCCCGUCGCUGCGCUCCCUCCCUCUCCCAGCGCCGCCCAUCCCGCCCCGGCGGGCGCAGGGGAGCCGUGGGGAGCGGAGCGGAGGGGAGUGGAGCGGCAGCGCUGCCUGGGGAGCGGCGAUGGCCGAUUACUGGAAAUCUCAGCCAAAAAAAUUCUGCGAUUACUGCAAGUGCUGGAUAGCAGACAACAGACCUAGCAUUGAUUUUCAUGAAAGAGGAAAGAAUCAUAAAGAAAAUGUGGCAAAAAGAAUUAGUGAGAUUAAAAAGAAAAGCUUGGAAAAGGCAAAAGAAGAAGAAAACAUGUCAAAAGAAUUUGCGGCAAUGGAGGAGGCUGCAAUGAAAGCAUAUCAAGAGGAUAUGAAAAGGCUUGGAAUUAAGCCAGAUGCUGUAGGUCCCAGUUCAACACCGAGUAAAACACAGAGUAACACAGUGGAAACUAAAGGAAAGAAGGAAAAGAAAGAGAAGAAGGAAAAGAAAGAAAAGAAAAAGAAGACAAUUGAAACGAAGCAGUGGGUGCAAGGACUGUCUCCAGAAGGCUAUACAUAUUACUACAACACAAAAACUGGAGAAUCACAGUGGGAGAAACCUAAAGGAUUCCAAGGCAACUCUCAAAACUCACAAACGGGAGCAGAGUGGGUAGAAGGUGUCACUGAAGAUGGUCAUACCUAUUACUAUAACACACAAACUGGAGUAUCCACAUGGGAGAAACCAGAUGGUUUUGUUUCAUCUUCAAAUGAGAAGAGUCGAUGUGACAAGCAUUCCGAAGAGCAUGCAGAAACAGCAUCUGAAUCAGACUCAGAAGAUAGUGAAAAUGAAGCAAAGAGUUCAGAAACAAACUCCAAGAGGAAAGGAGAUAACAGUGAAGAAUCAGAGGAAGGGAAGAAAUCUCCUAAAGCUAAAAAGUUAAGUCCAUAUGGGAAAUGGCGAGAAGUUAAGUCAGAAGAAACUGGAGAUAAAGAGAAGAGUACAUCAGCUUCCCAAGAAACCUCUAAUGAUGGAUCUAACACGACCAACCCUUAUGGAAAAUGGAAAGCACUUAAGGAAGUAGGAGAAGAACAAGAAAAAGAAGAAGAAGAAGGUGAAAAAGUGGACCUGGAGCUUCCAAGUACAGAGAGUGACAAUGUAGCACCCCCAGUGUUAGAGGUUCCGGAAGAGGAAACAGUGAUGUUUAAAGAGAAGACAGUCACCUCCCUUGGAGACCUGACAGAAGGGGUGCCAACAUUUAAAAAGAGAAAAUUUGAGAAUGGAAAAUCUAGAAACUUAAGACAAAGACUAAGUGAUCAGUAGUACUUAACAAAUCAUUUUAGAUUCUGUUUAAGCUAGAGUGAAUCAAAAGUUUAAUAUUUUAAACAGGCUUUUAUAAAGAAAAUGUUGGAUAGAAAUUGAGGAUUUAUAGGUAUUAAAACAUAUGUGAGUUAUUUUAUUUUGAUGUGAUUGGUUUUGGAAUGGAAGUUCGUGUUGUGUUACUUAUGCAAUAUUGUAAAUACUUUUUAUUUUAACCAUGCCAUCUAAGUUCUAUUUGCUCUGUGUAUGCUGUUUUAAAUAUGUUGCAUAACAUAUUUUACUUCUUUUCUAAGUAUGUGAGAAUGUAGUAAUGUUUAAUAUGGCAAAAAUGAAGCAGAUCUUUUAUUUUUACAGAGGAACUGGAUCAAUAGCAUGUACUAGAGAGCAAAAUCAUCCCCCAAGAUUGUUUAUGUGGAGUAGUUUCCCCACUAAUGAAUAAAAAUAUUGUGCUUACUAACCUUUGGUCAAUCGCUUGCCGAAGAGUAGGUGGUGAGACUGCCAACAUUUCAAACUGAUCAUUUGAAAGCUGUUUUUAGAGGAGUUAGUCACAUCAGUGCCACCCAUUCCAAAUGAUGUUCUGAAAAAUUAUUUCUGUACGUGCAUGAUAGAUGUAUUAAACCUCUGCAGAAGAUUUAAACCUGAUGAAUCUUAACUUGUAGUAACAGCACCAGAGCCCUGUUGGAGUAGACAUUUUUUCUUGUUGUAUUUUGCUUUAUUGUUGCCUACUUCAACUGUUACUUAUAAUAUUUUCUUUUUUUGGUCUUGCUUUCUUUUUGUCUCUUUCCCAGAAAAAAAGUGCUUGCCUGAUAUUUUAAAGAAAAAAUAGUCUAGAGACUUGGCCCUGCUCUAGCAUACAGGACCCUUUUUGAGGUGAAUGUGUUUUAUCUGCUGAUAAGAAGAGUGUGUUGCAUAGUUGCAGUGUUCGAUAAGCUGAGAGGGACUUAGUAUAUUGAAGCUUGAUCAUUCUCAGUACCACAGGAGAGGAAAACAAAAGAUCAGUAGAGCUGAUGGCUGUACUGUUCAAGAUGACUUGGACAUUUUCUUAAGGAUUGUAGAUUUGAUUUCUUCACUUGGUGGCAUUGGUCUGCAUUUAGCAUCAUCAAGAUUCAUUGCCUGUGUUAGAAUACAGCUGCACUUAUUGCUUCUCUAGCAAUGAAACAGUGGACCAUAAAGGUUCAAAUAAUGAAUCCAUUAAAAACUAUGUCUAUAUUCCUAAAGCUCACAGUGUUUUGUUCAGGAAAGUCUCAGUCAAAAAGAGGUGCAGUUAAGACUGUUGUCAAGAGUCCAGCAAAAUAGAGUUGGUAACUGCUGAGCUUGAAUUGCUUUGAGAAAACAACUGUUAAUCUUUUGGAUCAGUGGAGAAAGGAGUGCAAGACAGGAAAUCUGAUUUAUUGUGUAUUACAAUGGAGGUGAAGUCUUUUUUUCUAUUAUGGGACAUUUGCUUUAUGUGUAGAAGAGAAUUAAGUAUUGUAUUUAAUCCUGUGUGUUUUCUUGGCUUCAUCAGGGUUGUGGGGGUUUUUUUCUGAUGUUUAUUCUGAUAAAUUUGAAGGUUUCCUGUAAAAUCUGGCCCUGGAUUGUCAUUUAGAGAUGCAGGACGUGCUGGAUGCUUUCACAGUCAUAGUUCAGGAAUAUACAACAUGCAUUCCACAUGAAAGACCUCACAUGCAAGGCUAGAACAGAAGCGUCUUUCCUGCCAAGGAGAAGUUGUCAGGUUUCUUAUUCAAAUUUUUCAGGUUUUGUUCUUAUUUGAACGCUACUCUGGCAGCUAGGAGUCUGCUCUAACUUAGUCUCCUUAUGUUUGUGACCAGUUUACACUCUUCCUCCCAAUUCACACAAGUACUGUCCUUGAGUUAAGUAGCUUUUCUUCAUCUUGAAUCCAUCACAUCAUCUCUCUUCGAAAUCACAAAAAGCAUCCUUGUGUGACAGGACCUUCAGUGCUCCACCAGCACUUCUCUUCACCCAUUCCAGCCUGAGUCUGCCUAGACUAGAUUUGCCUAGGUGAUUUUGCCUGGGCUAGUUUGCCUAGAAUAAGGCCACACAUGAUGUCACUAAUACUUCCUUAGCAUAUUGGAAGUAACUCUGGGUAUGUCCCUAAACCAUAUUUGCCUUUCACAUGACCACAUCACACUGUCUGCCAGGGGUGCCCUGUGACUUAACAGUACAACCAGCUUUCUCUACUCCUUUGCCAUUGCCAGCUGAUGAAUUAACAGCUGGUCAUGCUCUCCUUUCGAGCACAAUUUUUUUUUGUACUGCUGUACUCAUCCUCCUUUUGUUACUCCAGGCCUAAGAUAUAUACAUUUCAUUAUGAUUUCUGAAAAAUUAUUUUACUGUUUAUUAGUAGAGUUUUAUCCAGUAGUAUAGCAGGUUUUUUUGUAGGCUCCACUUUUAAUAUCCUCUGAGGAGGGCACCUUUCCUCUUGUUAUGAGGUUUCCAAAAUAUGAACAUCUUUCCUUUAAAAUGUUUUGACACGUUGAAGUCACAGGCGGGGAUUUAAGAUACCUGUAACUACAUCCCUUGAGUAGAUGUUUAAAAACAUCUGAAAAUGAGUGUUCAAAACUUUUGUUCUUGUGGAGCUGCUGUUAGUUGUAAUAUGAACCAAAGGUCUUUGUACUGUGUUAAAUAGACAAACCAAAACAUUAGGAAAAGAGAUUAAAAUAUUUCUUUGCUCACCUCUAGUAAAGUUAGUUUAAAUACCUUGUGCUUAGUUUUGCUGAUGUGACUUUUAGAGCUUGUGAUUCACAAAGAAAUACAGAUAUAGCCCUUUGCUCUCUACUACCUCUGAAAGUCAGAGACUAGUUUAUUCCUAACUGUAAAUUAUAAAAAAGGCCAGUUGAUUUAAAUUCGAUAUACACAAAGCCAUUGUUUAAUUUUGCAGCGUGCUGUCAUUCAAUUUUCCUUAUUGUGUAUCUAAGCCAAAUAUUUUUCUGUUCUACGCAAAAAUACUGUCUUGUUUGAGAUUUAAGGCAGACACUGCUUUUCCAAGACAUCUGUUUUUUCACAGAUCUCUCUCCCUUCUGUGCUAUCUCCCUGCAAAAUCUUCUGCUUUUGAAAUUUGCUGUACGAAUCCUCUAGGUAUUACUACAGUUACACUCCUCAUCUGCUAAUCCUUCCUUGGGCUGCACUGGCUUUUGACAAAGGAAUGUUACUGUUUCAGAUGAGUGUUUUCUUUUCUGACUAAUCCAUUUUCUAUCCUACAGCAUGUUUUUAUCUGCUUGCCUGGUUUUAUUGCAAGCUCGAGUGAGGACUACAUCCUUGGUUUUACAGGCUGCCAUAGAUAUCAUUAGCAGUAUGAGAAGGAGAGUCAGAGAGAAAGGGAGUCAUUGCAAUUUCUGAUGAUGAUUUCUGUUGUGUGGUUUAGAGCAAGUCAAUUCACUGCUCUGUAUUUUUCUUUCCUUGCCUAAUAUUUUCACCUGCCUUGUUUGUUUAGAAAGACAGCUUCAUAGUACAGGACAUUUUGUGCAUGUUUUUACAGCAGGGCCUGUCUAAAGUUGGUGAUACUUUUAGAAGCAAACAUACUGCAUAUACAGAAAAAAGAAAAAUUGUUUUAUUGUGCAUUUGCUAUGCCAGGAGCUGUGCGGAGACCUGCUCAGUUUUACCCGUGUUACAGAAUAAUCCUUGUUCCUAUUUAGGCUAAGACAAAUUUUAACCCUUCACCUGGGGAUUGGUAGAUUGAAAUCCAGACUUCCCCAGUAGGGUGAAGUUUCGUUUGACCAUCAUAGAUAAAGUCUGUGCUGCAGCAUCAGCCAGUCCCGAUAUUGAGAUUUAGAAGGUGAGAGGGCUGGUCAUGACAUGGAUCUGAGUUAAAUUCACUAAUCUGUGCAUGUAUAAAACCAUUUCUCCUUUUUUUUUUUCUUCCCUGAAAGAGAUUUCAGUGCAAAUUUUGGCAUCUCAGAAAGGGAGUAAAAAACUAUUUCACGCUGCUUGGUUUCCUUGAUUUGUUUUUUGAGUUGUGCCUCCCUUUUUUAGUACUUUUCUUAUUAUUGCUGUCUUCCUUGAAUCGUCUUCUUCUGGUAUUCUCAGAUAUGCAAAUCUCUGUAUCACUGCUGUGCCAUGUUUCUGGCAUCCACCUUCACCUCAUCCCCUGCUCUGCUGAGAUCUUCAGAAAGCUUUGCGUUCCUAGGUAGGCCAAGGUGUCUCCAGGUCCCAGCUCCUGCCAACCACUUCUGCUGCCUGUUUGCAUUGUGCCCUGAAGAACUACAACCAUGUCUAUCUCCACACAACACACAAGCUAUUUCAAGACUGACUACAUGUGCUCUUUUGAUUUCCUUGAUAAUUCAUUUUUCUGAGACAGAUUCCACUCCGUUCCUCCUAUGGGGUUUGCAGCCCUAAAAUCCUUCUACUUGUUGGUACAAAAGCUGUCUAUACCUUCUGCUAUGAGCUGCAGCAACCCUUGGGUUCUGUUUUGUCAGCCAUACCUCUUCAGUCUCUAUCUACCUCUUUAGUCAGCUUACCUUCUACCUGCUAAAUUAUUUAACUUAGAAAUUGUGUUAACCAUUUGUGUGAUUAACAGGUUUAGCUUUGUGAAAUGUUUCAGGGUAGAGCUUGAAUAAAAUUUUCUGCACAAAGCAAGAAGUGUUGCAAAUAAUAAUCUCAAAAAGGCUAAAUUUGCCCAAGAGGAUUCCUAGAGAGUGUCAGCAAAAGUGGGUUUGAUUUUACGUGUAAAACCAGAAACAGUCUAUGUUAAAAACCAGAAGAGAGCAUUGUACAGACCACGGGAUGAUGACAGUGGAUUUUAAUGGCUUGUUUGGGGUGACUGAAGAGUGCUUGUUUUAGUUUAUAAGUAACAUCUGCAAAGUUAAACAGCUGGUUUAUCGUCAACUGCUUCUCAGUUGCAAUUACAAAAUAUUGCAAGCUCUUGAUGUGGAGUUUAUAUGAAAAUACAGAAUAAAGCUUUCAUUUGAACAAUC
Messenger RNA from Pipra filicauda (Wire-tailed manakin), 6190 nucleotides. It is a transcript of the gene WBP4, whose product is annotated as WW domain binding protein 4. NCBI's taxonomy places the organism in Eukaryota, Metazoa, Chordata, Aves, Passeriformes, Pipridae. Gene Ontology annotation, molecular function: zinc ion binding; protein binding; RNA binding. The record is from RefSeq and is a predicted model, not a curated record. Bases 120 to 1286 code for a protein of 388 amino acids. Gene Ontology annotation, biological process: mRNA splicing, via spliceosome. The transcript has 10 exons. Gene Ontology annotation, cellular component: nucleus; precatalytic spliceosome.